Molecule: messenger RNA, 887 nt
Organism: Mizuhopecten yessoensis (Yesso scallop)
Lineage: Eukaryota; Metazoa; Mollusca; Bivalvia; Pectinida; Pectinidae
Exons: 3
Coding region: 1-702 (233 amino acids)
Source: RefSeq, a predicted model, not a curated record
AUGUCGAUGAAACGGACGACGUUUAUCCUUCCAGAACACCAGGUCCUUUUUUCAUUCUACUUUCUCAAGAACAAAGCAAUUAAUAAUCUCACCUCUGAUUCACCACAACGCUUGACUGCUCUAACAUCUGAAUCACAGCCACGCUUUACCAGUCUUCCAUUACGUAAGAACGGAAAUUUGUCCGCAAGAGAUGUACUCUCAUUCACAAUAGACGUCACAAAUAAUCCGGGUCCUCUGGAAGCACUGAGUGCACAUCUAUGGAUAUUAAUGCGCAAGCGCAAACGGAAGAACAAUCGAGGAAAAAAGAUAUUCUUGGAAGUAUUAAGUAUAGACGAUAAUGACGCAGAUUACGAGGUGCUGACUAGCCUAAUUACACGUGUUAAAAAAACAAGAUGGCAGAAAGUGAGUUUGCCGGUUACUUUUAUUCAGUCACUUUUAGACUCCAACACACGACGACUACGGCUUCGAAUAACAUGUAGAAGAUGUGGAAAAGUGGUGCGUCCAGUUUUGUUUAAAAAGCAUAAAAAUCUCAGAAAAAAAUCGCGCAGAAAGACUCUGAAGAAGGAGAAGAGGCGAUCACAUCAAAAACGGCAAGCCGCAGAAAUGCGCAGGCUAAACCGGAGAUCGCGCAGACAUGAACGGAUUCCACCAUUCCUUGUUAUAAGCACUCGAUAUAAACAUACGGUUUCUACAAGGAUGUAAAAUUAACUGUUGAUUUAUUAGGACUAUAUGUAAUGUAUCUCUACAACUGCGAUAGAUACAUGUACAUAAAUAUAGAUUUAUAUCUAUUAAAAAUCUAUAUGUAUGCAGAUAAAUGUAUAGAUGUGUGUAACAGGUAUUCCGUCUUUGCGUAUUGCAGAGUUAUCUUCACUUGGGAGCAGGUAUUG